AUGUCUGCCAACGACAACACUUCCACUCUCAAGUCGGUCACCGAUGCCAUCACUGGCACCGCCCAAAACGUCCUCGGCAGUAUCACUGGCAGCACCGGUGACCAGGUUCAGGGCCAGGCCAAGAAGGAUAAGGCUGAUGCCGAGUACAACGCCUCGCAAGCUACUGCCAAGGGCCCCGGCUUCACUGCUUCGUCCUCUGGUGCCGUCACCGCAGACGACCCUGACCGCGCCAAGGGUUCCUACAACCAGACUAUGGGCGCCGCCAAGGAGACUGUUGGCGGACUUCUCGGUGCCGAGGGCCUCAAGCAAUCCGGACGUCAACAGAACCUCGAAGGCCAGCAGCAAGAGGCCAAGGGUCAGGUCAACGACUACACGAGCGGCAUUGGCGACCGCAUCAGCGGCACUGUCGGUGGAGCCGUCGCUGGUCUGACCGGUAACAAGGCUGCCCAGGCCGAGUACCAGGCUCAGCACGAUCAGGGCAAGACUCAGCAGCGUGGUGCUGAACACGACAUCCUCAAGCAGGCGGAGGCUGACCGCCAGUAA
Molecule: messenger RNA, 543 nt
Organism: Microdochium trichocladiopsis
Lineage: Eukaryota; Fungi; Ascomycota; Sordariomycetes; Xylariales; Microdochiaceae
Exons: 2
Coding region: 1-543 (180 amino acids)
Source: RefSeq, a predicted model, not a curated record